ACAAUUUCUGAGAACCACCGGGCUUGCUGCUUUGUUCCACUACUUGUCGGCAGAGGAGGUUGCUUGUUCAUCGAUUGUGUCGCGGUUCUUCCUACAAUAGGAAUGUUGCCUUUCUGCAACCCUCCUCAAUAACACCAGCUCCCCACAGGGCAGAUCUAGGCCACGCAGAAGACUCAUUAAAAAGGACUUUUUGCUACUCAACGUCGAGGCCGCAAGCGAGAAGUCAUCUGAGCAGCACGCACGAACAGCGAACAGCUGGCCUGGGUUCAGUUACUGCCACUUCGCUCGAUCUUCUAGUCUGCCAUGGACGACCUUCACCGCUACGGGGUCCCUGACCCUAAGCUCACCACUCCGACCGCGCUAUUACAACUACGGCAUGCGGCAUCGACGACAACAGACGGGGAGACGGCGGCCAGCCCGAGCUCCACCAUCUCCCCUUACCACAGUGGCCUCAACGGCGUCAACCAGCCGAAUAACAUGCUGUUCACCGACAUCUUAUGGUGGAGCUUGGGUAUUGUCGGGCUCGCGAUGUUGGUCAUCAGGAUAGGCGAACUGGCAUGGUCGAAGCUCCGAUUAGUCUCUGCCAUGUCCUUGCCUGGGGACAAGCAAACGUAUUGGAAGGUGACGCAGUGGGACAAGAUGCCCAGCUUGAAGAGGCGACUCAUUUAUGCGCCCCUGGGAAGGAAGCGACAUAACCGCGAGAUUCGUCUUUCCAGCGCCGCCAAUAUGGGAACACUACCCUCAAGACUCCACGCCGUUCUCCUUUUCGGCUAUUUGGCGAGUAACCUGGCUUACAUGUUCAUCCUCGACUGGAAGAAUCAGAACAAAUAUGCACUAUGUGCCGAACUCCGCGGCCGUUCAGGGACACUCUCAGUUGUGAGCAUGGUGCCGCUCAUCAUCUUUGCCGGCCGCAACAACCCCUUGAUCCGCCUGCUGAAUGUCAGUUUCGACACAUACAACCUGCUCCACCGCUGGAUGGGCCGGAUCUCCGUCAUUGAGGUCAUCAUCCACUUCAUCGCGUGGAUGAUCGUUCAAGUUGCCGACGACGGAUGGUCGGGAGUGCAGCGUAGGAUUCUCAACGAACGAUUCAUCGGCUCCGGCACUGUUGGCGUGGUGGCGAUGUUCAUUCUCAUGGUGCUGGCCUUCUCCCCCAUCCGCCAUGCAUUCUAUGAGACCUUUCUCACCACCCACAUCAUCCUGGCCUUGAUCGCGUUUAUCUGCACCUGGAUCCACUGCAUCGCGGCGGAACUCCCGGGAGGUCUUCCACAAACACCAUGGAUCCUGGCCAUCAUGUCCCUGUGGCUGGCCGAAAGAACAGCACGCAUGCUACGCCUCGCCUACGCUAACUGGUCAACCCGCGGCUUCACCGAGGCUAUCGUAGAGCCGAUGCCGGGCGAGGCCUGCCGCGUGACGAUGCACCUCCCGCGCUACGUGAAGGUUAAGCCUGGUCAGCACGCUUAUAUCCGAAUCGGCGGCGUCAACCCGUGGGAGAACCACCCCUUUUCCAUCGCAUGGUACGAGCACUCUCACGGCCGCGAUGAUAUCCUCCCGGUCACGGAAAAGGAUAGCGUCAGGGAACACAAAGAGCCAGUGGGCACGUCCGUCUCGUUCAUCAUCGGCGCUCACACCGGCUUCACCCGCAAGCUGUACAACAAGGCACGCCAGUCCGGCGGCCGCGCCGUCUCGAUGCGCGCCGCCUUCGAGGGUCCCUAUGCCGGCCACCACAGCAUGGACAGCUACGGCCACGUCGUCCUCUUCGCCGGCGCCACGGGCAUCACGCACCAGAUCAGCUACCUACGCCACCUGAUCGACGGUUACAACGCCGGCACCGUUGCCACGCGCCGCGCCACGCUCGUCUGGAUCAUCCGCGACUACGAGGUGCUCGAGUGGGUGCGCCCGUGGAUGGACAAGAUCCUCCAGAUGCCCAACCGCAAGCAGGUGCUGCAGAUCAGGCUGUUUGUCACCCGGCCCAAGGCGGCUAGCCAGGUGGUGUCGAACUCCACGACGGUGCAGAUGUUCCCCGGGAGGCCGAACAUUCCCAUGCUGCUGGCCAAGGAGGUCUUUGAGCAGGUGGGCGCCAUGUGCGUCUCAGUUUGCGGGCCGGGAGGGCUGUCGGACGAUGUGCGAGACGCGGUGCGAAAGGUGCAGGCUCAGGGGACGGUAGUUGAUUUUGUGGAGGAGAGUUUCACCUGGUGAUGGAUCGGAGCAGUAAGGUGAAACGGACCGAGCUGCGGACG
This is a messenger RNA of Chaetomium strumarium, 2237 nucleotides long. Its product is annotated as ferric reductase like transmembrane component-domain-containing protein. Bases 304 to 2196 code for a protein of 630 amino acids. The transcript is spliced from 2 exons. Gene Ontology annotation, biological process: iron ion transport; copper ion import; intracellular iron ion homeostasis. The record is from RefSeq and is a predicted model, not a curated record. Gene Ontology annotation, molecular function: ferric-chelate reductase activity. Lineage: Eukaryota; Fungi; Ascomycota; Sordariomycetes; Sordariales; Chaetomiaceae. Gene Ontology annotation, cellular component: plasma membrane.